GAAAGAUUUAAAGAUGAACAUGAAAAAGCAACGAGUCCAGGGGAUAUUUUCAUUUUUUACACAUCAGCAUCCUCCAAAAAACUUAAACUUUAUCAGCCAAAGUCUGCAAUCGUUAGUAAAGACAACUGGGAAGAAUAUUUCGGAUCUUUUUCUGGGAGAUGCUAUAAUUAUGCCAUGGGACCACCAAAUAUUAAUGAAGCAACCUACACUCAGCUGACUGGAAUAGAUUUCAUUGCAGAAGGACGUGCUAGGACUAUCAUGGAAGAACGAAACAAACGCAAAUUUUCUGGUAUAGAUGAUUGUCUAAGUAGAACAAAAAUUCCGC
Funneliformis geosporum is the source of this 325-nucleotide messenger RNA. Lineage: Eukaryota; Fungi; Glomeromycota; Glomeromycetes; Glomerales; Glomeraceae. The record is from the annotation of a GenBank genome assembly.